UACGCACUCUAUGCUGUUCAUUGUUGUUGCUUAUCAGCUGUUUGUAUGUUUAUAGCAGUUUAAUAGUUUAUAUCAGUUUACAUUAAUAUUCACAUAAUUUUUAUGGGUUUAGUGUAUGUGAUUUAAUAUUUUUUGAUCGGCUUCGUUUUUUAUAUUAUAAACUAAGGAUGCGUAUUCAUUCAAUAUAUUUGGAAUAAUGGUUUUGUUUUGUGUAUAUGCAAUAUGAUGCCUGAAUACGAAAUAAGAAAUGCGGCUGAGGCGAUUUUACGAUCUUCAAGUUCUCAUCAACAGAUUCAAACUCCUGAUAUCUCUCAUUCACACUCUAUAAAUACCAUCCCCUCUAUAAGAACUGAAUAUGUGAUAUCUGAGGAUUUGUUAGGAGGCCAACGAAUAGAUGGGAAGAUGUCUUCAAUUAGAAGAUUCUUUUGCCUCUUUGUAACUUUUGAUUUAGCAUUUACCACAUUAAUGUGGAUAAUAUGUAUAACACUUAGUGGCAAAGACUUAACAGUUGCUAUUGAGAACCAAAUUAUUCGUUAUAAUAUUCAUUCUUCACUCUUUGAUGUUGUUAUGGUUGCACUGUGUAGAUUUUUGGUUUUGCUACUGUUUUAUGGAUUUUUUUAUAUUAAUCAUUGGGUAAUUAUUUCGGUAUCAACUUUUGCUACUUGUGCUUUCCUGAUAACUAAAGUUUUCUUUUAUACUUGGACUAAUUCAUCGCAGCCUGUUUUUGAAGUUCUGCUUAUUUUAACAUCAUUUGUAAUAUCUUGGGGUGAAACCUGGUUCUUUGAUUUUAGAGUUAUACCACAGGAACUUAAUGCUCAAAGGUUAUUUGUCAGUGGACCAGAGACCGAGAGAACGCCAUUAAUAAGAAAUUACCUUCAGAAUUUGCCAUCUAUGUACACUGAGAGUGUUGGAAACUUUUAUUCGCCAUUGGGUUCACCAGAAGGAUCGCUGCACGGAGUUGAAGGCUUAGGAAGAUAUCCUGUGAUAAAAUUGUCACAGGAAAAAGAAGAAGAGUACAAAUCCAAAGGAGCCGAGUUAUUAAGGGACGUCUGGAAACUUUGUAACUGUACAGAAUGGAAAUUAGAAAAGGAAACCGAUAAUAAAGAUUGCCUUUAUUCCAUGAAUUUUUGUGGAAGAAAAAUUUUCAAGUUAUCGGCGAUAAUCGACAUACCACCUCGCUGUCUAUUAGAAGAACUUUAUUAUAAAGUAGAGAGCAUUCCAAAAUGGAAUCCGUCGUUGCUGGAAUCCCAUAAGGUUCAAUCUUUUGAUGAAUAUACUGAUAUUAGUUAUCAAGUGUCCACGGAUUCUGGCGGAGUGGUUGCAAGUCGCGAUUUCGUCACCUUAAGACAUUGGGGCAUAAUCGAUGAAACUUACGUCAUAGCUUAUGAUAAUACGGAACAUCAGUCUGUUCCCAAGAACGAAAAGUAUAUACGUGGUGAAAAUGGUAUUGGUUGUUGGAUUAUGAAACCAAUUAACGGCGAUCCUAGCAAAUGUCAUUUUUUAUGGGUGCUUAACACCAAUCUUAAGGGUUGGAUACCAAAAGUCAUACUAGACACUGUAUUGCCAAAAGUCAUGCUAGAUUACAUAAAAGACUUGCGGAGGCAUGUUACCAAACUUAACGAAUCGGGAAGAAUUACGUGAUUCCAUACAUGGUCAUAUGAAUAGAUUUAAUAAGACGAAAAUAACCAUUUUAUGUAAUUAUUUGUAUUACUCAAAUUUUUUUACUUUUUUUUAUAUUUUAUAUAGUAAGGAAAAUGUUUACCGAAUCAUUAUUAUAAGGAAGACGCUGCUGUUUCAUAUGCAGUAAUUUGUUUUUUCUUUGAAUUUCACGUAUUUUGAUAUUUUUCUGCUUAAACUGUGAUGUAAACGGAUAAGAUGGAAAUAAAUAUACAAGAAGUUGUUGUAAAUCACAA
Messenger RNA from Agrilus planipennis (emerald ash borer), 1913 nucleotides. RefSeq names its product steroidogenic acute regulatory protein-like (gene Start1). The coding region runs from base 223 to 1641 and encodes 472 amino acids. The record is from RefSeq and is a predicted model, not a curated record. The transcript is spliced from 10 exons. Gene Ontology annotation, molecular function: lipid binding. NCBI's taxonomy places the organism in Eukaryota, Metazoa, Arthropoda, Insecta, Coleoptera, Buprestidae.